CUGGAAUUUUACGAAAGAUCAGACUCCUUCGCCUUGCAGCCAGGAAGCGAGCACAAAGAAACCAAUAUGGAUCACAACAACUCGUAAUUAACCAACAUUGGAUCCGCGCCAACUAUAACUAGAAUAUUCAUAUGCUCAAAUUCAAGUUGUGCGAGAAUGUUCUACAUACAUGCAGUCGUGGAUACUCUAAAAAGGUGAAAGCAACCAAAGGUAUUGCUGCUGUCGCUAAAGUUCGUGAAAUUAAAGUGGAAUCAGAUCCGGAAAAAAUUGUGAACUGUUGUUGCAUUAACUACAGAAUAGGUGAACAACCUAUUCCAUUAAAACCUGAUAGUGAAUACCCAGAAUGGCUCUGGAAAUUAAGAGUAAACAGGCGUUCUGUCCCUCUUAGUGAAGUCGACAAAAACUCUUAUCAGUAUUGGAGACGAAUCAGAAAGAUGAAUCGUGACUUAAUAAAUAAUUUGGCUUCUGUAGACGGUUGGCAUAGAAAAGAUCAUCGAUCAUUUGGGAACCAAGCUCUCCGGUUUUACGGUGACUUAUACCUAGCUGUAAGUGAUUGGUCUAAUUCAAAAAAAUUACUGGAAAAUAAAAGUGAAUGAGAAGU
Molecule: messenger RNA, 601 nt
Organism: Trichobilharzia szidati
Lineage: Eukaryota; Metazoa; Platyhelminthes; Trematoda; Strigeidida; Schistosomatidae
Source: the annotation of a GenBank genome assembly